Molecule: messenger RNA, 1455 nt
Organism: Effrenium voratum
Lineage: Eukaryota; Dinophyceae; Suessiales; Symbiodiniaceae
Source: the annotation of a GenBank genome assembly
AUGCGGAUUUUGGCUGUUGAUCAGGGCACCACGAGCACCCGCGGCAUCCUCUUCGACCAGGAUGGCCGGUCUCAAACCGUCUUCAGCCGUGAGCACCGCCAGUCCUAUCCGCAGCGCGGCUGGGUCGAACAUGACCCCGGCGAACUGCUGGACAAUGUGCGGGCCUGUUUUGAGGCCGCCGCGGCUGCCGGCGGCGUCACCGCGGCCGGCAUCGCCAAUCAGGGCGAGAGCUGUCUUGCCUGGGAUGCCGACGAUGGCACUCCGGUCGGUCCGGUCAUCGUAUGGCAGGACAGCCGCACCGCCGGCGACAUCGCACGGCUGAAGGCCGAUGGCGCCGAAGCGAUGACGCUUGCGCGCGCCGGCCUGCCGCUCGAUCCGUACUUCUCGGCCUCCAAGCUUGGCUGGAUCGUGCGCAACAACGCGCAUGCCCAGGAAUUGGCCGCGUCAGGCCGGCUGCGCCUCGGAACGACCGAUGCGUUUUUCCGCGACCGGCUGACCGGCCGCUUCGAGACCGAUGUCGCAACCGCAUCGCGCACAUCGCUGCUCAAUCUCGACACGUGCCAAUGGGAUGACGAACUGUGCGCGCUGUUUGGCGUGCCGAUCGAUCUGCUGCCGAAGAUCACUCCGACAUCGGGGGCUCUGGGAACCGUCGUUUCGGGGAGCGUCGGCACGUCGCUGACCGCCAGCAUCGUCAACCAACAGGCCGCGCUCUACGGCCAUCGGUGCCGGCAGCCCGGCGACGUCAAGAUCACGUUCGGCACCGGCGCCUUCGCGCUGACGGUCGCGUCCGCCGAGCGGCCGCCGUCACAGGGCGGUCUCCUGCCGACCAUCGCAUGGCAGAAGGCCGGCGCCCCGCCCGUUUACGCAUUGGAUGGCGGCGUCUACACCGUGUCCGCGGCGAUCAACUGGGCGCGCUCGGUCGGUCUGUUCGAGGAUUUCGACGAGAUAGCCGCCUUCUCCGGUCCGACCGCCGCCGAACGGGGACUGUACUUCGUUCCAGCAUUGGCCGGUCUCGCCUGCCCGCAUUGGGAUCGCGAUGCGCGCGGAAGCUGGCUGGGCCUGUCGCUCGACACGACGCGGCAGGACAUGGUGCGGGCCGUGCUCGAAGGCAUCGCUUUUCGCAUGGCCGAAGUGAUCGAUGCGAUGAACGCGCUCCAGCCGAUCUCGGCGCCCAUCACCAUCGAUGGCGGCAUGAGCGCCAACGCCCAUUUCGCCCAGUUCCUGACGGACACGCUGGCAAGAGGAGUGCGGGUGUCGGACGAGCCGGAACUGUCCGCGCUGGGUGUGGCGAUGCAGGCCGCCGAAGCGGCGGGGACCGCAAUCGAUCGACCACCGCAAGGCAGAACGCUCACCCCUGCUCCGCAGUCGGCGAUGCUCCGUGAGGGUUUUGCAUCGGCACGGCAGGCGGUGCAGACGUUCGGCGCAGCCCUGACCGCGCAAACCGCCGCGUCAUGA